Trematosphaeria pertusa is the source of this 2051-nucleotide messenger RNA. RefSeq lists its product as uncharacterized. The coding region runs from base 147 to 1844 and encodes 565 amino acids. Gene Ontology annotation, biological process: transcription initiation at RNA polymerase II promoter; RNA polymerase II preinitiation complex assembly. Gene Ontology annotation, molecular function: RNA polymerase II general transcription initiation factor activity. The record is from RefSeq and is a predicted model, not a curated record. Gene Ontology annotation, cellular component: transcription factor TFIID complex. The transcript has a single exon. Lineage: Eukaryota; Fungi; Ascomycota; Dothideomycetes; Pleosporales; Trematosphaeriaceae.
CCAAGACCAACUAUUGUCUGGUUGCCGCAGCCCCAACCUCACUUUGACCCAGCUUUCGACAACCCUACGAGCCCGCCGAUGCAGUACCUGCAGCCGCGCAGAGAUUCACUACCGCCGCAUCAGUAUUGCCCGCCCUCUUAGCGAAGAUGAAGAUCAAGCUCAAGAACCCGACUGCUGCGGAUGGCACGCCUUCACAGGCAAGCCCGAACGAAGCUCCCCAAUCCGCGCCCGCGCCCGCUCCCGCUACAGCUCCAGCGCCAAAGCUUUCCCUGAAAUUCAAGACUACUCCUGCUCCCCCAGCUGAUACAACCGAAAGCCAGGCUGGAGAUGCGCCGAAGCAGAAGCGCAAGUAUACCAGGAAGCCCAAGGUAGACGGAAACGGAGAGCCGCUUCCAGCAGCGAAGCCUGGCCCGAAGCCUAAAAAGCGACCACUAGAAGACGGUGACGAGGGCUCCCCCAUGGCCAAGCGCAAGCCGAAGCCUACCGCGAAGAGCCUAGCCAUGGUUCACGAGAGCGACGACGACGACGCGCUCCCCGAGCCCGUUAUGGCGCCCGUGGUGCGGCCGCGACCAGUGCCCACGCGCACGCAGUCAGUCAAGCUAUCUUUCAAGCCAAAGGGCUCAGCACCCCAGCGGACGGCCACAGCGAUAAUCAAGGUCAAAGGCGCGGGGAAGCCACCGCCCAGGCCUCCCGGUGUCGGAUACGAUAGCGAAGCGGAAGAGGCGGAGAUAGACCCGGCUAUAGAGUCACAAUUCGUACUGCGGAUGCUGCCCGGCUCCGACUGUGAUCUACUAGCCCAAUCGAUCAAGGACAAAACUAUCGGCAAGAGCGUGUCACAAGGUGGACCAGGAGUCUACUUCCGGUUCUUCGACCGGGAGGGCCGACGGGCUAUGGUCACGAUUCAAGGGCGCUGCUACGCAGCCUCUAUGGUCGAGCUGCCCUGCGUCAUUGAAUCGCUGAAGAGCUGGAACAAGAAAGACUGGGUCAAGACUGCGGACGUCUGUCAGAUGCUGCUUGUGCUAGGCCGCGUUAACAACGAGGAGGAAGCUAAGAAGUACUCCCGUCCACGCGAAGUCGAGCCUGAUUCCCAUCGCUAUCCGCAUGGCCUGACCCCGCCCAUGCGGUGGGUGCGCAAGCGCCGUUUCCGACCGCGCAAGUCAUACCUCGAUGUUGAGCGAAUCGAGAAUCAGACGGAGGCUCUACUAGCAGAGGAUAACAAUGCGGAGGAAACGAGGCAUGAGCUAGUGGACAGCGACCACGAGACCUCAGAGGAAGGGUCCUCGGGAGAGGAUGCUGAAGGCGAGGAUGAGGAGAUGGCUGAUGCGCUAGAAUUCGCCGAGACGCCUGCGGAAGAAGCUGUGGACCAGGGCGAACUCGAGCAAUUGCUGCAUGCUGGGUUCAUGGCAGACGAUGAAGUCCAGGUCGACGUCGACGACGACGGCAUAGACGCCCUGUUCGGCGCCACCAUCGGAGUAGAAAACCCCGCAACAUCGCGUGAGGUCGCGAUGCACGCGCUCGGUCAACGCGGCGACGUGGUCCUCGAGCCCGAAAGCACAGCUUCCACGCCCGCCGCAGCCACCUCUCCCGACGACGAUAGUGACGACGACGAUAAGCAGGAUGAAGACAGGCAGGUGGAUCAGGGAGCCGAAGAUAGGCGGAAUAAAAUCAAUCAGACUAGAGACAAAAUUAUGGAAUUGGAGAAUGCGAUCAAGGGGAAUAUCGAGAUGCGCGACAGUGCGCAGAAUCCGCUCUACAGGCAGAGGCUGCAGGCUAGGAUCGACAAACAGAUUGCAGACAAACGGGUCCUGCUGGCGACGAUUGGCGAGGGCGACGACGACGAUUAGGCAGAUGCGCUCCGGCUGACGCUGGCUGUUCCUUGGUUUAUGGUAGAUGGCAGCAGCUUCUUGGAGUUCGGGUUGGACUGCAUGAAGUCCACCUUUAGUUCGCUAUCUACAUCUCACGACGCCUUGAGCAUUAGGAUCAGGCUAUGAACUAUAGUAAUUGCGAUAACAUGGGCAGCACAAGGUCUUCCCAGUAGCCGUAAUAUGAAC